Messenger RNA from Plasmodium malariae, 1473 nucleotides. RefSeq names its product conserved Plasmodium protein, unknown function. NCBI's taxonomy places the organism in Eukaryota, Apicomplexa, Aconoidasida, Haemosporida, Plasmodiidae. The transcript has a single exon. The record is from RefSeq and is a predicted model, not a curated record. Bases 1 to 1473 code for a protein of 490 amino acids.
AUGAAUUAUGCACCUUUUAGAAAUAUAAAUUUACAUUGUUAUAGAAAUGGAAAUGGCAAGAAAUCCUACAAAAGGAUGUUGAACAUUAGCUCAAUCGAAAGCAUCCAUAACAUUAGAGACGUUAGAAAUAUAAGCAAAUAUGGUUACGUUACAUCCAUAACAAGGUUAACUAAGAAUACCAGUGCUCCAAUUUGUAAGAAGUGCAACUAUGUUAGUAACACCUGCUGCAGUGGCAAGUACUCAAUUGUGGGGGUCUCACUCGUAAGGUACGUACCCAUUUCCACGACUAGUAAUAACAACGGUAGUAGUAGCAGUAGAAGUGUUGAGAAAAAGAGGGCCCCCGACCAAAGCGUCGAAGAUAAAGAAGGAAGCUCUAAUAACUUGAGCGCUAUUAUUAACGUCAGUGAAAAAAGGGAACCAAAUAAUAGUAACAGCAGUAAUAUAAAUGCAAAUACAGAGGCUAACACUGCUUACUCAAAUAAAGAGGCUAAGGGGGAAAAUAAUUUUAUCUUUGAGGAGGGAAAAAAGAAGCGUUCUAAAAUGAAAAUAAUAGGAUAUGUCCUCACCACUCUUGCCUGUUCAUAUAUAAUUUAUAAAGUGUACAAAAACGAUAUGAAUUUAUCCAAAGCAGAAGAGAGUAUAAUAAAAGAUUUGGUUAAUUUGAUCUAUACAUAUGAAGAAAAAAUGAGUAUUCAGAAUUCUAAAUUUGUUACUUGUUUGAGUGAAAAUUUAAACAAGCAAAUUGCCAUGUAUUUCCUUCAGUUAGAUGCAGAUAAGAAUUCGGGUUUUCUUAUUAAUGAUGCUGUUAAUUUUUUGUCAGAGUUAAAUAUAAGGGAGGACAAUACAAUUGUAAAAAAUUUUAUUAAAAAUGGAAAUGGCAAAACAACGGAAUUAAAAAAACUAUCAGGAUGUUCAUUACAACAAUUUGCAGAAUUAAUAGAAAAUUUAAUAUUAGUAAAUAAAACAAAAAAUGAAAAUGACCAGGGGAACGAUAAAUCAUAUACUCUGCAAAAGAACGGAAGUUUUUACAUUAACAUUUUACAACAAUAUUUAAAUAUAUUUGUUAAUUUUUAUAGAACAACAAAUUUAUAUUUGUUUUUUCAAAUGAAAAAAAAUAAUUCUUCACAUAAUGAAGAAAAGUUAGAUAAUUUGGAAAUUCAAAUAUUGGACAAACUAGUCAAAUAUAAUGAAAAAUAUGUGGACAAAAAAAAUUUAUCUCUAGAUUAUUUAUUAAGUAAAGAGGAGCUGAAUAAUCUUAGAAAAAAUAAUAUAUCAAAAAGAAAAGAUGAAGAAAAAGAAUUAUUAUUAAUUGAAAAAAAAAAACUUGAAGAAAAAAUACAGCUACUUCUUCACGUACAGUUAAAAAAAAAUCUAACAGAAACGGAAAUUAAAAGGUUACAUGAUUUGAAGACCAAGUUACGAAAUAUUAAAUACACUAUAAAGAAGGAGGAACUGAAGAGGUAUUUUUGCUGA